Salmo salar (Atlantic salmon) is the source of this 1171-nucleotide messenger RNA. The record is from RefSeq and is a predicted model, not a curated record. Lineage: Eukaryota; Metazoa; Chordata; Actinopteri; Salmoniformes; Salmonidae.
AUCCUCAGACCUCACGCCCACUGCUCUUAAUUACCAACAGGUUGGGAGAGGCAGCAACAACACACACGACAUCAGUAACCCACGCCUGAGAGAGGAAGAACGCACUACAGAGAAGAGAGGGACUGCUCACAGAAACAAGUACAGUGACCAGAAGAGUAGCAGGAGGAUGUCCUGUCUGGAUGAGGUUCCUUUUAAGACCCUUCUGGGAUCUCUGGAAGGGCCCAGGGAAGAGGUGGAGCUGAUCACUGCCCCAGACAUCACUGUCCCAGACUAUCUCACCAUACUGCAGGAGACAGAGUACAUGUUCAGCUUGGAGAACUGGGUGCUCCAGGGCCUCCAGGGUGGUUACCCCAGCCAGCCCCAACCCCCCGGCCCCAGAUCCCCAUCCGAGGUGCUCCCCUCCAGCCCACCCUACUGGCACCUCUUCAGCAGCCCCCAGGAGAGCCGCCUGGCCAGCCGCCACAGCUCUGACUUCUGGGAACCCAACCCCCGCCAGCGCUCCCACAGCCUGAACCCAGUUGACAUGCGCACCCGGGUCAAGUUUGUCAUCUCCGACUCCGAGGAGGAAGAGGAGUGCUCUUCGUCGGAGUCUGGUUCAGGGUACAGGUCGGAUCAGCGUGUUCCUGGGGUGAGGAACCCACUGCAGACCUGCACCCCUAACGUCCUGAACCUACCUGGCUCUCAGAGUGGUCUGGUGACCUACCAGCGUAGGAAGAACCUCCGCCAGUACUCGCUGUCCGUUCUCGAGACCUCCAGAGAGUGUAGCCAGGGGACCCCCUGCCCCCCAGGAGGACCCAAGCCGCUGUCCUCCUCAUCCCUACCCAGACACCCAUUGACCAGGGCCAACACAGAGAAUGUCCCCUCCAUCAGACACCACAAGCCAACCCAUCCGUCCCUGAGUCUGUACUUAUGCCUGCCGGCCCUUCCCUCGGUGACCUCACGACCCCUGGGUUCCCACGCCGCAUCAGUGCUGGACUCCUCAGUGGAGCUGCUGUCCGCGCUGAGCCCCGAGGAGAGAGAGCUGCUGCAAGCCAUCACUGAAAGGGGCUAUCCGCUCCGCACCGCCAUCAUCGCCCUGCAGAAGAUCGGCCAGCAGAGCCCUGAACAGGUCCGUCUCAAAACACAGUCACAAACAUUUCAUAGACAUGAAUUUGACCAGUUUCGAGAAUGA